Molecule: messenger RNA, 684 nt
Organism: Giardia duodenalis
Lineage: Eukaryota; Fornicata; Diplomonadida; Hexamitidae
Product: Ankyrin repeat protein 1
Exons: 1
Coding region: 1-684 (227 amino acids)
Molecular function (GO): protein binding
Source: RefSeq, a predicted model, not a curated record
AUGACAACAAGCUCCCACUACCCCCCUCAAUCGGACACGUUUACAACAAUAAUACACACACAUGAGCCAGAAAACGAAUCCUGGACACAUCUUGCAUCUGCAGCUGCCUCAGGUCAUGUCGAAUUAGUCAGAAAGUACAUGAGAGAUAGCCCUCAAAUACCAAUAGAGGGACAGAUCCACUUCGGCUGGCAUGCAUUUCCAAAGCCGACGCCUCUUAUUUUGGCGGCUGGCCACGGCCACCUUGACUGUGUUCGCUUGCUGAUGAAAGAUGGAGCCGGUUCCACCACAUCGAUGGACCAGACGGCCCUUAUGGCAGCAUCUGCAGGCUGCUACCCAGAUAUAGUAUCAGAGCUUAUGGAUAAGGAGGCAGGCCGGGCUGACAAGAAUGGAUGGACAGCUCUAAUGUACGCCGCUGAUAGGGGCUGUGUGCCCGUUUGCCAAAUGCUUGUUAAACUAGAAGCAAACCGAACAAGUUUGCGCUCUGAGACCGCCUUAAUUCUUGCCGCGACUACUAACAAGAAGCAGGUAGUGGAGAUUCUGGCGCCGUAUGAAGCAUCAGAAAGCGGCCUCCUCGCCAUGGAGCUUACCUCAGACGAGGAGAUCCGCAGAAUAAUUCACAAAUACCUUUCGGAUGAUGCUAUUCAAACUCUUAUGGACAAUGGGGAUCAGUACGUCUUUGAAUGA